Molecule: messenger RNA, 1005 nt
Organism: Linum trigynum
Lineage: Eukaryota; Viridiplantae; Streptophyta; Magnoliopsida; Malpighiales; Linaceae
Source: the annotation of a GenBank genome assembly
AUGGAGCUGGACAGCAUCGAGUGCGUUUCUUCCUCCGAUGGGUUGGAUGAGGAGGAGAUCCCUCACGACAAUCUCCACCAUCACCACCAUCAGUUCUCUUCCGCCAAGCCUCACAAUGCGGCCGCCAACAACAACGGCCGCGGCGCGGGUAUCAUCGGUAUUCCCGGUCCCACCGCCAUCGCUCCGGCCACCAGCGUCCACGAGUUGCUAGAAUGCCCCGUUUGUACCAAUUCUAUGUACCCACCCAUUCACCAGUGUAGCAAUGGACAUACACUCUGCUCGACUUGCAAAACCAGGGUACAUAAUCGGUGCCCAACUUGUAGACAGGAGCUUGGAGACAUUAGGUGUUUAGCACUUGAGAAGGUGGCAGAAUCUCUUGAAUUGCCCUGCAAAUUUUACAAUUUGGGGUGCCCAGAGAUAUUUCCUUACUACAGCAAACUCAAGCAUGAGACAGUUUGCAACUUCAGACCAUACAACUGUCCAUAUGCUGGAUCGGAAUGCUCCGUUGUUGGUGAUAUUCCUGCUCUUGUUGCUCAUCUACGGGAUGAUCACAAGGUAGAUAUGCACACGGGUUGCACAUUCAACCAUCGCUACGUGAAGGCUAAUCCUCGUGAAGUCGAAAACGCCACUUGGAUGUUGACGGUAUUCCAUUGCUUUGGUCAGUAUUUUUGUCUUCAUUUCGAAGCCUUUCAGCUAGGGAUGGCUCCGGUCUACAUGGCAUUCCUGCGUUUCAUGGGGGAUGAGUCUGAGGCUCGUAACUACAGCUACAGCCUCGAGGUUGGAGCAAAUGGGAGGAAGCUCAUUUGGGAGGGGACUCCACGAAGCGUAAGAGAUAGUCACAAGAAGGUGAGGGAUAGCCAUGACGGUCUCAUUAUUCAAAGAAACAUGGCUCUCUUCUUCUCCGGAGGGGAUAGGAAGGAACUGAAGCUGAGGGUUACCGGCAGGAUCUGGAAGGAACAACAGAAUCCGGAAGCCGGUGUGUGCAUACCAAACCUUUGUAGCUAA